UGCAGUGGAAACAAUUUAGCGUUCUUCGGUUAGCUCCGACCCAAACCGCUACUCAAAUCUGGAGGAGUCCAGACAGGGAGAGCAGAAACGGGGGGCGGCUGGGGGGAAGCGACGUAAGAGGUGUGAAGAGGGGUGAUUGCAGGGCGGCGGGGGGGUCCCAUGCUUGCCUCGUAUUUCCUCUUCGGCUUCGGGAUCCCCUUCUCUUUCCCCCCCGCUCCUAACCUGCGGCCACAUUGUUGGCUCCAGGCUAGGGGAGGAAGCAAUGCCUCGUUCCUUCGGAUGAAAAGUUUGCAUAAUGACCAUGGGAAAGGCGGCUGUGAAAAUCUAGAGCUCUCGCAAGCCAGGAAUCUCCAUCUAAAUGGGUCCAGUUAUGCCUCCCAGUAAGAAGCCAGAAGGCUCAGGAAUUAGUGUUUCCAGUGGACUGAGCCACCAGUGUUACCGGGAUAGUGACUUAUCAAAGACGCUUCACGAUGAUGAGGAUUUAGAUUUUACUUUACCUGCCCUCCGAUUGGAAAAAGGUCCCAUGGAGGAUGAAGAGCUCACCAACUUGAACUGGCUACAUGAGAGCAAAAAUUUGCUGAAAAGUUUUGGGGACUCGGUCUUAAGAAGUGUUAGCCCAGUGCAAGAUCUUGAUGAUGACACCCCCCCUUCUCCUGCUCAUGCCGACAUGCCCUACGAUGCCAAGCAGAACCCCAACUGUAAACCACCAUACUCCUUUAGCUGCCUCAUAUUUAUGGCCAUUGAGGACUCUCCAAGCAAACGCCUGCCCGUUAAGGAUAUAUACAACUGGAUUUUGGAACACUUCCCUUAUUUUGCAAAUGCCCCUACUGGAUGGAAAAAUUCUGUGAGACAUAAUUUGUCAUUGAAUAAGUGUUUUAAGAAGGUGGAUAAAGACAGAAGUCAGAGUAUUGGGAAGGGGUCUUUAUGGUGUAUAGACCCAGAAUAUAGACAAAACCUUAUCCAGGCUUUGAAAAAGACGCCCUAUCACCCAUAUUCUCAUGUGUUCAGCACACCUCCAGCAUCACCUCAGGCAUAUCAAAGCACAUCAGGUCCACCGAUUUGGCCAGGAAGCACCUUUUUCAAGAGAAAUGGAGCUCUUCUACAAGAUCCUGACAUUGAUGCUGCCACUGCCAUGAUGCUUUUGAAUACUCCCCCUGAGAUACAAGCAGGUUUUCCUCCUGGAGUGAUACAAAAUGGAACGCGCAUCCUGAGUAGAGGAAUCUUCCCAGGAGUUAGACCACUGCCAAUAAACCCUAUUGGAAGCAUGGCUGCUGCAGUAAGGAAUGGAUUAGCAAACUGCCGGAUGCGGACAGACAGUGAGCCGUCCUGUGGCUCUCCAGUGGUUAGUGGUGACCCAAAGGAGGACCACAACUACAGCAGUGCCAAAUCUUCCAACCACAGGAGCACCUCGCCCACCAGUGACUCUAUUUCCUCUUCCUCUGCUGACGACCAUUACGAAUUCGUUACGAAAGGCAGCCGGGACAGUAGCGAGAGCAGUGAGGUCAGCUUCCAUAGCCAUGAGAGCCAUAGUGAGGCAGAGGAAGAGGACAAAAGGCAGAGCCGAAAAGAGACCAAGGAUUCUUUGGCUGACAGUGGGUACGCCUCUCAGCACAAGAAACGUCAGCAUUUAUUGAAGGCAAAAAAAGUACCAAGUGACACGCUGCCUCUUAAAAAGAGACGUACAGAGAAACCGCCAGAAAGUGACGACGAGGAGAUGAAAGAAGCAGCUGGAUCACUCCUACACUUGGCGGGAAUUCGGUCUUGUUUGAACAACAUCACCAAUCGGACGGCAAAGGGGCAGAAAGAGCAAAAGGACACCACAAGAAAUGAGAACAAAUCCAUUGAUUGAACUUAUAAAACAAUUUCGUUUCAGUACGUCAGGUGAAUUCUAAUGAUUUGUGGCAAUAUCAACAAAUAUUUUCUUCGUUCAGUUUUCUCUCUUUUUUUCCCCCCUCUCUCUCUUUCUCUUUGUGUUUGUUUCUUUUUGGAACCCUUAAGAUUUUUUUUAAUUAUUUUUAAAGGAGAUUGAAGCCAUAGAACUCAUACUGAUACUCAACUAAUUUUACAAAAGCUUUUCAUUACAUGAAGACAAAAAAGAAAGAAAGUAAAAGCCAAAAUUGUCGUUGCUUUCUCCAGCUGUGUCAGAAAUGCAUGAUUGAAUAUGUGGUGACAUCGCCAGUUAAUGUGAGAGAAGUAAAAUUUGGCACUUGGAAAACUCUUAUACUUAGAAGAAAUUGGCUAAUUUGGUAAUUGUUCAGGCCAGGCAAUUAGAAUUACAAAAACAAACGGCCUUAUGAUUGGGUUCUGUGUGAAUGUGUCUAGAGGUUUCGGGAAAGUCAGAGGCCCAUAUAUGUUGUCCUCAGAACCAAGGAUCACACAGUGGCGUUCUCUUGCAGUUGUGCCAUAGCAAUCUUGGAAUAGCCACUGUAGACAGCUGCUCAUACAGUAAUGAACUAUUAGUGCUUCAUGUACUGUGUAUGGCUCAUAAUGUGAAGACUUUUAAUAAGUUUUAGAUUAUGGAAAACUGAACUGUGUAUGCAAUGAGUUCCAGUGAAAUAAGGAGAAAGGGAUGGAGGGGAUAGGGUGGGGAUUAGUGAUAUUCUUUAAUCAAUUAAUUGUCUUCUAUAUUUAAAUUAAAAGAAUGUUUUUUAAAAAGCCAUAAGCCUGAAGAUUGGCACUGCCUGCAAAAAUAUUAUGGGAAAACAAGCUAUGAGUUCUUAACUGCCUGAGUGAAAAGCAAUCAAGUCUAAAGAAAAUUAUGAGUAGAUAUUUAAGAAGGAUCAAAAUAAGAAAACUUUUUCUACAGGUCACAAAGAUUUGAUCUCAUUAAGGAAAAAAUGCUACAAAACCUGCCAUUAGUAUUGUAUUGCCUAUUUUUGUUUGUUUGUUUCAAAAAACAAAUCCAUGUUGGGCAAAAAUAUAAAAUAAUAUUACAUAGAGAUGCUUAUAGCACUCCUCAAAAUGGUGUACCCAGUUAAUGUCAGUCAGGAUUCAUCUGUGCAAAAAUGACAAUAUAUUUCCAGUUGUAACCACUGUAGCCAGCAGAAAAUUCUGAUCCGCAUUGCAUGGAUUCCUUUCUGGGUGGGACUUGGGAGUACAAAAUAAAACCCCCUUUUUUAAUUCAAAGAUAACAAAAGUUCUUGUAAGGUAAAUAAUGUAUUUAGCAUGAAGCAUGAAUUAUUUUCAUAUAAAUAUAGAAAAAUAGAGAAAAGGCUAUGCCUCUAAUUUUUAAGCCCUUAGGCUUAGUUUGUUUUUUGGGUUUUUGUUUUGGAUUUUUGUUUCUUUUUUCUUUUUUCUUUUUUUUUGGAAGCAGGUGUUUUUAAGGUUUAACCUUUUUCAGGGACAAAUACUGACUGUUGGGGAACUUACUCUGCAAUAUAAAAAAUAAAAUAAAACUUCAUGCUCGGGUAGGGCUUGGAUGGUUGAAUUAUAUUGCCUUGUCUGCACAUUCAGCCCCCUUCCCCUACUUCUCUGUUUUUGAACACGUUUGUCCUUUCUUUGUCUUUACAUGUAUUAACAUUACGCAAUAAUUUGAGGGCAAAGCAAGUAGUGAGUGUGUAUGAUUUACGACUCCAGGAGGAGACACUGAAUUAGGAGUGAUGGAAGGGAGACAGGGAGAGAACCUACGAUUUGGUUUGUGGGAGAAGAUGGCACAAACCUGCUCAUCUGCCAUGACAGAGCAUGUCAAUGAAAGGGCUUUAAUUUAUGUUUGUUAGUGAUGAAUGGUUAAGAAGUAUCUUGUAUAUGGUCAUAUCUCCUUUACAGUGAUGAUCCCAUAAUAGAUUAAGAAUUUGCAAUAAUGCCAACUUUAAAACAAAACCCUCUUAUAAUCCUCAGUGGUCAUAAGCAUGAGGUAAUUUUGGGACAUGUAAGCUGGAAUCCAAUGGUCUGCAUUUCUGUCAAUGGAAGUAGUUGUGGUGUUGUCUGGUGGGUUUGUUUCAGGGUGACUUGGACUGUGACAAAAACAGCAAAAAGCAUUUUAGGGAAUAUAAUUUAGCAAAUAGGGAAAUUUCAUUCCAGGAAGUGUCUACUUCAUGAAUGGAAAACGUAUGCUAACAGACUUGUAAAAUACAACGUGCCGAAUCAGGCUAGAAAUUACAUAGGUGCCUCAGCAAAGUUCAACUUAUGUUGAUUUUUUUGUCAAGUACAGUUCUGUUUACAUAUAUCUAUCCUGAAAAAGUAAUACUGGUUUCAGGAGCAAAAAGAACACUUAUAAGAGCUAAACAGUAAAUGUAAGAGCUUUCUCUCUGAAUGAGAGUGCCAUACACAUCCUGCUCUUAAUUGCCAUGGAGUUUUACCAGGCCUGAACAAACAUGGCAAAACAUUUAAAAAUUGGCUACCUAUUUAACAGAGUGAAAUAAAUGUUCUGCAAUCAGUCUUUUCAGUCAAGAACAGGAAGGAUUUUGAAGUCUGAUUAUUGUUGCUUAUACCAAUAUUGUCACUUUCAGUAUAUGCUGUUGUGCAUAUAGUAAACACAGCAUACAGUUUGAUGCAGCAGUUUGAAGUCUAGAUUGUGACAGAGAAUCUUUGCUGAAUUGCUAAUUGAAAUGUGGUCCAGAAUCGGCUAGAAUACUGGCUUGUACAUUUGAUUCAAAGAAUGUUUGUGUAAGCUCUGACUUCUUGCUGCAAUGGCAAGAUAUUGCGAUGGCAGGUGUGGGUUCAUGACAUGAUGCUGCAUCUAGGCGACCUCUCCUUUGGUAAAUACACCUGUGCAGCAGCCUUCCUGCCAUUGACAUCCAUCAAUGCCCUGAAAGCUGGAUCACAAAUUCUGGGCCAUUGUGCACGUUGUGGGGACAAAACCCUUGAGAAUGUCUUCUACACAAUCCCCCCAAAAAAUGAUUUGGAGGUGUACAGUUUCAUAACUGUCAUUCCUUUUAGUGAAGUUUCUACAAGGGAAAAGUUUCUAGAUAAUUUAUUUCAGCUUGUUUAGGAAAAGUUUCUACUUUUCAUCCCUUGAGUGCUUUUUAAAUCAUUCAUUUGUCACUCUAGUCUGUCUUGCUUUCCUUUGACAGAAGGCUUCUCUAACAUACAUUUUGCCUAUAACGGGCAUAUAACCAAAAUAACAUCAUUACUAUCACAAAUGUUUUGUGGACAAAAUUGCUUUUUUUAGCAAGCAUUUUGACUGAUGAUUCUUAACUUUUGUGAGGUGCAAAUAAAGCCUCACUUAAAUAUCUAAAGUACUCAAAAUUUAUUAGGAACAGCUCAGGAACAUAGAUGGGUUUGUGUGUCACACAGCCACCUCAAACAAACUGUCAUCUUAAAAAAUGACAACCCAAAACAAAACUCCAGCAUUACAUUCUAUGGUGCCAACUUCUGACCUUGAUGCCAAGUUGAAAUUAAAGCAUUUGGAUCAACCUGCAGACUUUAGCUGCACUGAUGCUAUUGCUCCUGUUCAAUAUCCUCAAUGUUUGUUUUGGUUCAGAUCCCUGUGCCACAGCCAUUUUGAAAACAGUGAUGGGAGAAGGAUUUGUUCUUUUGUGUUCAUUUUCAAUGGCAUCAUCCUUAUUAAAGAGCCUAAAUAUAUAGUCACAGAACUCAUGAUAAUUUAUAUAUCUCACCGACAAAUUAUUUUGUGUCACCAUUUUACUGUGGGAAGUAUUUGCAAGGUAGUAAUGUUAGGACAGUUGAAAAAUGUAUUAUUAUAUUAUUCUUAGUUGCUUAGAUGCUGAAAAUUCUGGGUAUGAUCCAGCUUCUGCGCAAGCCCUAUGAGUAUUCUGAACAAAGUGGCUGGGGGAAGGAGCACAAAGAGGUACAGGAGAGUGGCAUGUAGCAGGCCUUUGGAACUCAGCAGGGUUCAGGUCACCUUUGGACAAAAGAGCCACUUCUCACCUCCCUGUGUGUUGCUAGUCCACAGUCCAGGCAGAGUCCAGGAGAUGCUCAUGGCAGCGAGAGCAAAGUCUGGCUCCAAGACACAGCAUCAAAAGAUCUCCCCAGGCUCUUUUAUUUUAACAAAUUCUGACUUCGCAUCCUCAGUUAAUCUGGUUUUAUAACUGACAAUAACAGACCUUUUUGUCGGUGACCAAAUGCUGGCUACUUUGUGCAAGUAUGCCACUGAUCCAUGUGUUCCAGUGUGCUUUGAAUUAGACAAUAUACUUUACAGCUCUCCAAGGUGUGAUGAAGCUGCUGCUACAAUAGUGAAGCAAGGACUUUCUCAUCCAUUUCUUAAUCAAAGGCUUGUAUUUUGCACUGUCCCCAGUUCAGAAGUGAAUGAGCACAGUUCUGCUUGCACAGAGGUCCAUGUGCACAGUUAAACCUCAAGAUUAGGGCUACUGUGGGCCCAACAACAAGCCACUCGUGUUUGUGGGAGGGCUUCAAGAGAUACAGAUCUAAAGUGAGAAUGCCAACAUGAUGCAGCAAACAUUUAAAGAUUGGAUUAGAUGUUGAGACCUGACAGGCACUUCUAUUUGCUCACACUUUGCCCUUUUGCAUUGCAUGUAGCCCUAGAUAGAGGAGUCAUCUCCAAGGUGACACCCCUAUUUGAAAAAUGCCAUGAGCAAAGUGGUGGUGAGCAGUGUCAGCUGCCAUAGAAAAGAACUGGAUUUCAGUCUCACAGACUUAACAGAAGUUAGCUUUCCCACUUGUUCAGACUGCCUUGGAACUGUGGAAUGGAAAGGAGAUUUCAGAAUCAAAUAACUUUAGGACACAAUUCUGUUUAGAUAGAAAAGGUCCUACUAAGAAAUAAGACUUUUUUCCAUCUAAACAAGCAUAGGGUUGUGCCCCUGCUGUACUAAGUUGAAACUUGUGUGAUAAAAUUAACUACUUCUGCUUUGCACACACAGAUGAUUAGGUGCUGUUUUAUCUGCAAAUAGGCACUGUGGUAUUGAGGUUAACACAUAUGGAUCUCAUAUAUAGAAGCAGCUGACAUUAGGAUGAACAUUAGCAAGAACAGGCUCCAGCAAGAACAGCUGGAUUUCUAUUUCCAACUUUGCAAAGUUUCUUAAAGUAUUCUUCUAGCCCAGACCAAAUCAUUCAUCCUCUUGGUUCAAUAGUAGUUACAUCUGCGAAUGUUCUUCACAACUCUCCCUGAAAAACACUGUUAUGCACAUAAAUGCAGCACUGUGAUCUAAUUUAAAUAACUUUAUUUAUACUAAAAUGUAAUAUACAGUAAUACUUGUUAUGGUGAUAACCUUUAGCCCAUCUCCUUGCUUUCUACUGUAGGGAAUAAGCUGUAGUUCACAACACCCAUUUUAUUUUUCAUAUAAAUCUAUCAAUAAUUUGAUGUAGUUUAAUGUAGAUUUUUAAAUGAUUACAUAAUAUUCUGUGCCUCCCUCUGCAUAAACUUUUCUUAUAACUUUGUUCUUGCUUCUGUUAGUCCCUCACUCCACCCAAUUUCCCUUUCAUUCUCAAUUUUUUGGCACUCUUUCUUGAGUCAGAAUACAGAAUUGUCAGCAGAGUGGCUUAACAGUCCAUGAGAUCUUUCCACAACUCAGCAAACGAGUACUUUCUUCACUGACCAAAGUUAUUACUGUUGGUGCUGUAUUUUGCUCCACAUUUAAAAUUACAAGAUAAAAGUUUAUAAAAGUUUGAUAAAAGUGUUUUCAUAGAUCCUAUCAAGCUCACUUUAUUUUGAUCAGGUCUUGUUAAAGCACUCAAAACUAGAUGUAAAAUAUACAUUCUUUUUACUGUGUUGUAUUUUCAAAUGAAUGCAGAAAACUGCUUCUGUUCUUGCAAUUCUAAUAGAAUCAGUACAGUGCUGAGAACCACUCUUUAGUGUUCAGUUCCAACAGAACAUACUCAGAAGAAACAGAGCUUCUUGUAAGUAGGCUUUUUCUAAAAGCUAGAAUCUCAUAAAUCAGCUUCUGGCAGGGAAUGAAGAACAGAAUCCAGCCAACUCCAUCCCAAAUAGCCAAUCGGUAGGAUGUCAGUAUCUUGACAAAGCCAGCACAGAAAUAUAACCCUGAUUAUUGAACUGUGAAGAACUGUGACUUUCCUACAUACUUUUCUCCCCAGUUCCAUAUCUCCAUGAGGAAAUCUGAAUGUGGCAUUUGUAUUGCUCUGAUAUUUACUUAGAUGCAAAGUAGCUGAUAUGUCUUCUGCAUUGGAUAUUAACAACAAUGGCUUGAAACCCAAAUACUUUUUCCCUCUAAUUCCUGCCUACUAUGUUAAUACAGUUUUAUUUCUUUUUUAAGUUCAUCUGUGAGCUAUCUUUCAAGAAAGCUUGUGAGGAAAACAAGAGUUUGAUCCUUCCUGGUUUCAGUUCUGUAUGAUACACACUCACUACUUCAGUUUGCCUUGGUGUCAAAUGUUGGAAGGGAUGGGGUUAGGGAAUUGAUUUCUGUGUGUGUGAAAAGCAUUAUGAACUUGUACAUUUUUAUACUCUUCUGUAAUAUUUUUGAAAUAUUUUUGUUCUGCAGAAAAAAGUGAUGAAGCAAUCAAAAGACCAAUAAGUACAAUAUCAAUGCUUUAGGGUUCAUGAGACCUUCACUGGCCAAUAGAUUAAUUUAGUACAGCAAUAAGCCAAUUUUUUUUCUUUCCUUUUUGUUUUUGGUUUUUAUUCCUUGUUUUUUUAAAAUGCUGUACUAGGUGUAUGGAACUGCCAGUUUCAUGAACAUAAAAUGAGAACUGUGAUGGGGGCAUAAACAGUGAUGUUAAGUUGUAUUUGUGUUUACCUAAAUGAGCAGUUGAAAGGCAAGUGCAAUCGGCCAGAAAUAUGGGGGGAAAUGUUGAUCUAGAGGCAUACUUGCAUUUACGUUUCUUGAUGUGUAAUCAUAUUGCCAAAGACAAACUCUUUCAUCAGUUAUUAUUGUAAAUAACACUUUCCCAAAACCUACCAUAAAGUUUCUGUGAUGUAUUGUCUUCCAGUUGCAAUAAAAAUUACUGAGUUGCAUCAAUUGAA
Molecule: messenger RNA, 8836 nt
Organism: Varanus komodoensis (Komodo dragon)
Lineage: Eukaryota; Metazoa; Chordata; Lepidosauria; Squamata; Varanidae
Gene: FOXN3
Product: forkhead box N3
Exons: 7
Coding region: 359-1849 (496 amino acids)
Biological process (GO): regulation of DNA-templated transcription
Cellular component (GO): nucleus
Molecular function (GO): DNA-binding transcription factor activity; cis-regulatory region sequence-specific DNA binding
Source: RefSeq, a predicted model, not a curated record